This is a messenger RNA of Salvelinus fontinalis (brook trout), 4011 nucleotides long. RefSeq lists its product as uncharacterized. Gene Ontology annotation, cellular component: external side of plasma membrane. Lineage: Eukaryota; Metazoa; Chordata; Actinopteri; Salmoniformes; Salmonidae. Gene Ontology annotation, biological process: negative regulation of T cell proliferation; positive regulation of T cell proliferation; cellular response to lipopolysaccharide. The record is from RefSeq and is a predicted model, not a curated record. The transcript has 7 exons. Bases 689 to 1951 code for a protein of 420 amino acids.
CACUCCCUCUUUUCUCACUGUGAGAGGAGCUAGUUUCUCUGACAGGGAAACUGCUUUUCUGCUCUGACACAAGUGGUUCCAGGUGGGCCCUUUCGUAUGUCUGCGGCAGUGAGUUUCAGACUCAUUGGCUCUCAUUUGUGUUAACAAGGAUAUUUUCCAUCUGGAUCCUUUAAAGUGACAGCAAAGCAAAGUGACAGGCAGGUAAGAAGCAAAGAGGCGUUUCCAAGUAACACAUUGUAACCAAUGAUUCCACCGUGCCUCUGCCUCUGUAGAGGGGGGUGUAUUUCAAACCAGCCUGUCUGCCCUGCCGCUCCCUCCUUCUCGCUCUCCCUUCCUCUUACAGUCCCUCUCUUGUCACUAUGAGAGGAGCUAGUUUCUCUGACAGGGAAACUGCUUUUCUGCUCUGACACAAGUGGUUCCAGGUGGGCCCUUUCGUAUGUCUGCGGCAGUGAGUCUCAGACUCAUUGGCUCUCAUUUGUGUUUACAAGGAUAUUUUCCAUCUGGAUCCUUUAACCUUUAAAGUGACAGCAAGUGCUUUUGAUCUACACCAACCCAGAGGCUGAAAUGUGAGAUCUAAGAGAGACCAAGACACUAAUCGUGAUUCAGAGCUCCUAAUUGCUUUACGAUUGCUACUGAUUGGAAUCAGGACGGGAGUCAACAGCAACCAUACUUGUGACUUUGUGAAUGAAUGAGAAUGGUAAAGGUACUUGCUCAAGCUUUUUUGAGGUUGUUGUGGAUUCUCCCCUUGGCAAAGUGUAAGAUCCCAGAUGCCCAUUUGACAUGCCUGUUCUCAGAAGACUGUGUGCUACCCUGCAGCUUCAAACCUAGCGGAAAUGAGAUCAUCAGCUGGUACCGCCAGGAGGUACUCCUCCUCAGCCACUCCCAUCAGGGUGGAGACCAGUCGGACCAGCCUCCCAAGGACCACCGUACCAGGAUGUACCUGCUUCAGGACCAGCUAUCCCAGGGCAACGCCUCGCUCCACCUCAGCCAGUGUGGCAUCAAGGACCGAGGCCGCUACAGGUGUCUGGUUAACAGCACUCUGGGACAACAGGAGUCCUUUAUCAUCAUGAAAGUGGAGGCUCCCAUCAAGAUGGUUACUAUGGAGAUAAGUAAGAACACAGAGAUUCAGUGCCUGUCUAAGGAUAUCUUCCCUGCUCCCCGUGUGCAAUGGUCCACUCUGCCACCUAAAGCCAACCUGAGAUCCACCACACAUAUGGCACCCAACACUGAGGGCCUCUACUCUGUUCAGAGCAAACUGAGAAUGUUUGGAAAUACCCCCACUUACGUCUGCACCGUUAAUUCCACAUAUGGAUCACAGUCAUGGAAGAGCUCACUACAAAAAGGAGAGUUGAUUGGAGAGGCAGGGCGAGAGCUGUCCAUCCCUUGCAUGGCGCCACAGAACUUCCAGAACUUUUUCCUCACCUGGACCUUCACUAGAACCAAUGAUAAAUCCAAGGUCAUCCUCAGCUAUGUCAGCCAAACCAGACAGACCUCCAACUUCUGGGAAGGCCGGGUUGAACUGGAGCAAGACCGAGUUCUGAUGGGAGAUGGAUCCCUCCUUCUUCACAACCCAGAGAGUCAGGAACACACAGGAACCUACACCUGUACAUUCUCAGGCUUCCAGAGCAGACACAUGGUCCAAACCCAGGUCGCCAUCAGGUCAACAUCACGGCGGUCGUUGACAGACAAUAUGCCAAAUGCUGAAGACCAGGUUGGGCGUACAGGGGAAAGUCACUCCAAGAUGUGGGUUCUUGCUGUAGUAGUUGCAGUGGUUGCACUAGUAACAACAGCUCUACUACUGUAUAGAAAACAAAGAGCCAACCAAGGGAAGGCCGUUAGGACCACUCUGGAGGACACAGAGAUGCAGCCAAUGGAAACUAUUAAAACAUCUGAUGAUUUGCCAAUGGAUAACUGCCAGCUGACAGCAGGACACAACAACGGCCAUACAUAGCUCUGACUGACAAGACGUACUAGAUGACAGUCAUACUGUUCCUAAUCACAGACCUGACAUCAUCAGUCAACCAUGCAUUUGUAGCUUGACUGAUUGUUAGAAAAUAUGCCCAUGGACAACAACCCACAUGUUUUGCUCAAGGGGGGAAAUGAUAUCAUUGGAGAGUACUGCUCUACAGUGGAGUACAUCUGUGUUCUAAACAAUAAAAUAACUGUACAGUCUUCAUAAUUUACAUUAAAGUUUUGAAUGACGUGUUCAUUGUAGCAGUCAUCUGUGAGUGUCUGAACAGUUGUCAACUCUGAGAUACCUUACCCUUCUAAGGUAUCUAGCUAGCUACAGCAGGCUACCGAGACAGAAAUAGACAUUGCCAUGCUGUUCGUAAUGGACCGUAACAUUUUCAUCCCGAAUUUGAGCUUUCGUUUUAACAACAUGACCAAACAACUUUGGAAUUCUAUAUCGGACAAAAUGCGUGUUGCAGGCAUAUUUUGAUAUUUAAGAUUGUGAAAAUGUUGUACAGUUAUUCCCUCUUAGAAAAAACGGUUCCAAAAGGGUUCUUCAGCUGUCCCCAUAAGAGAACACUUUUUGGUUCCUGGUAGAACCCUAUUUUUGGGUUCCAUGUAGAACCCUCUGUGGAAAUUGUUCUACAUGGAACCAAAAGGGUUCUAACCUGGAACCAAAAGGGUUCUACCUGGAGGCAAAAAUAGUUAUUCAAAGGGUUCUUCUCUGGGAACAGCCGAAGAACCCCUUUAGGUUCUAGAUAGCACCUUUUUUUCUAAGAGUGUACACCUAGAUGUGUGAGUAGACUUGUAAGGGAAACAAAGGAAUAACAGGGUAAUCUUGUUAUUUACCCUGCAACUGGCUGAAAAUGUCACUACAGGUAAGAAUACUACAAAUGUUGAUUAUCAGAAAUGUUUGAUUGCAAUUAUAUAACAUUAUCCUCUGGAAUCUAAACUUCUAUUAAAGAAUAUGUAGGCAUUAUAUAUUUUUUUAAAGUCCAUGUCUUGUCUCUCUGGUGACCUGUCUCUACUCUGAGGACUGUGUGCUGCCACGUAGCUUCAAACGAAAUGAAGACAAGGAGAUUCACAGCAAACACCCGUCCAUAGCUACUACGAUGACAUUGACUAGUUACAAUUUCAGACUGAACAUUUCAGUGGAAAGACAUCUUUGUUUAUAGACCAGCCUUUUCAUAUAAAUAAAUCAGUCCUACUCAGGAGGGUAGAUGUUUCAGAUGAGGGUAUAUACACUACCGUUCAAAAGUUUGGGGUCACUUAGAAAUGUCCUUGUUUUUGAAAGAAAACCCCAUUUUUUUGCCCAUUAAAAUAACAUAAAAUUGAUCAGAAAUGCAGUGUAGACAUUGUUAAAGUGGUAAAUUACUAUUGUAGCUGGAAACGGCAGAUAUUAAAUGGAAUAUCUAACACUACUGUUCAAAAGUUUGGGGUCACUUAGAAAUGUUCUUGUUUUUGAAAGAAAAGCAAAAAAAAUUGUCCAUGAAAAUAACAUAAAAUUGAUCAGAAAUGCAGUGUAGACAUUGUUAAAGUGGUAAAUUACUAUUGUAGCUGGAAAUGGCAGAUAUUUAAAUGGAAUAUCUAACACUACUGUUCAAAAGUUUGGGGUCACUGUCACGUUCCUGACCUAUUUCUGUUAGUUUGUUGUAUGUGUUAGUUGGUCAGGACGUGAGUUUGGGUGGGCAUUCUAUGUUUUCUGUUUCUAUGUUGGUUUAUGGGUUGCCUGGUAUGGCUCUUAAUUAGAGGCAGGUGUUUGGCGUUCCUCUAAUUAAGAGUCAUAUUUAGGUAGGUUGUUUCACAGUGUUCGUUGUGGGUGGUUGUCUCCUGUGUCUGUGUUUGUUGCACCAUACGGGACUGUUCGGUUUGUUUAAUUUAUUGUCAUUUUUAUGUGUAGGCUAUUUUCCCUGUUCGUGCGUUCUUCGUGUUUAUGUGAGUUCGUCGUCCAGGUCUGUCUACACCGUUUGUUAUUUUGUUUAGUCAAGUGUAUUUCGUUUUCGUGUUUUCGUGUUUUCGUUAAUAAAUCAUGUCUUCAAACUCCGCUGCAUUUUGGUUCAA